CCAGGAACGAGCUGAGGCACCUGCUAUAAAUUAAGCUGUCAUAAGCUAACCAGCUAGCAGCUAGGCCUCCCCAACCAUUUUUGCAGCUCCGUUGAAGAUCGAGGAAGCAGCAGCAUGGAGCAAGAGGAUUUCAGCUCAUGGCUUGGGCUAGCAACCGGCGGCAGCGGCGGCGCUGUGAGGCGUAGCCAGGACGGUGCUGAGCGGCGCCGUGCCAAAGAAGAGACAGCAUGCGAGCGUCAACAGCUAGCGGCGAUCGGAGAGUCGGGCGGGGAAGGUGCUACUAAGCAGAGGAUAAGUGUCCGUGGCGGCGGGCGAUCGCCGUCGAACGGCCCGUGCCCGAGCGAUGGCGGCAGCGAUGACGUCGCCGGGGGAAGCACUGGCACGAGGAAGAAGCUCCGGCUCACCAAGGAGCAGUGCACCUUGCUGGAAGACAGCUUCCAUGCCCACGUCAUACUGUCUCAGGUUCAGAAGCAGGAGCUCGCACGGCGGCUGAAUCUGAGCCCGAGGCAGGUGGAGGUGUGGUUCCAAAAUAGAAGAGCCAGGACAAAGCUGAAGCAGACGGAGGUGGAGUGCGAGUUCCUGAAGCGGUGCUGCGAGAGCCUGACCGACGAGAACCAGCGGCUGAAGCACGAGCUCCUGGACCUGCAGCGGUCGGCGGGACCCAGGGCCGCCGCUGCGGCCAUGCUGAACUUCUGCCCGGCCUGUGAGAAGGUCACCCUGAAUAAUUAGCCCAUUCGAAUGGUCGACGCGAUGAGCUAGCUAGCAUACAAAGCAGUGAGUUCUUGUAGAUUAAUAUAGUGUUCUCUAUAACUUUCACGCUCUUAAAAACGUAGUACAUGAGGGGUGACAUGCCCGUUACACUGGAUCUCCAGAUUAUUAUAUAUAUAUGUAUUCAACUACACGCUAAUUUGUUUA
Brachypodium distachyon (stiff brome) is the source of this 915-nucleotide messenger RNA. RefSeq names its product homeobox-leucine zipper protein HOX18. Gene Ontology annotation, biological process: regulation of DNA-templated transcription. The record is from RefSeq and is a predicted model, not a curated record. Gene Ontology annotation, molecular function: sequence-specific DNA binding; DNA-binding transcription factor activity, RNA polymerase II-specific. The coding region runs from base 115 to 729 and encodes 204 amino acids. NCBI's taxonomy places the organism in Eukaryota, Viridiplantae, Streptophyta, Magnoliopsida, Poales, Poaceae. The transcript has 3 exons.